AGAUUCCAACAACAGUAACGAAGAGUUUUGUCGAUGUAGGAGUAUUCAGCUGUUAAAUGCUGUUUAUAUAGGGACUUAAUUUGUUAAUGGGCAUUAAGAACACGAUUAUUUCUAAACGUGGAAGAAUCUAGGCAAAUACAUCUUUAGUUGGAUCAGUUCUUUCUUCUGUUUGUCAAAAUGAUGCUUUCAAGACCACGUAGGACUCGUGAAUUUAAGGGUCCUACACCGGGCUCCGUUGCUAUAAGAGCCCGAAUGCCGAACUGUCGUCCACCAGAUCAUUUUAUUUUGGAACAACGCAAGAAAGAUGACGCUUUAAGAGAGCAAAAGAGACAGGAACAAGCUAUGAAAUUAUUCGACUUAAAAAGUGACUGGGUGCAAGCCACAGACAAAAAAAUUGAAAUUAAUGUGGUGAAGAAAAAAGUGGAAGGAUUAAUGCAAGCUCAUCAAUUUGCUGUUGAAGACCGACGUGAAAAGCUGAGGGAACUGCUGAGUAAUGAGGAGGAAAAAUAUCUGGCAGAGAUGGAGGCCAGCGAAGAAACAACAAUAGAACGACAAGCUAAAAUGAGGCAACGGGCAAAGUUCCUCAAAGACAAACGUGAACAGGAGAGGUUGCAGUUCGUACAGGAGAAAUUAGACCAACAGUUUAGGAACCAGUGUGAGGAGCUUCGCUCGACGAUCACCAAGCGCCAGCAGGACCAGGUGUGUGCGGAGCGGCUCGAGCAGCUGCGGCUGAAGGAGGAGCAGGAUGUGGAAAGGAAGGCGGAGGAGGCCAUGUACGCCCGACUGUGGGAGCAGGACAUGCUGGAGAAGGCCGCACGGGAGGAGCGAGAGGCACAGGACCAGCACAGAAGAAAUCUUGAGACCGUCGACGUACUGCGCAAACAGAUGGCCGCACUCGAGGCACAGAAAGAGGAGGCGAAGAAACUCAAAGAGGAAGAGGCUCAACUUCUAAGAGAGCAGGAUGCUCUGCGGAAGAUGGAGGAAGCUAAGGCACUGGAGGAGAAGAUUCGGCGCCAGAAGGAGACACGUGACAUGCUUGACCUGUCCAUGAAAAUGAAGAUGAAGAAGAAGGCCAAGGAGGAACAGGAGCAGUUGGCCUUCGACCUCAAAAUGUUGGAGCAGCUUCUGGAAGAAACCCGCAAUGAGGCGAGGGAGCAGCAACAGAGAAAGAAAGAGCUGCGGGAGGAGGACCGGCGUUACCGCGAGUACUUGCGCCGGUUGUACGAGGAGGAGAAGGCGGAGGAGGAGAAGCUACAGAGGCUGAUUCAGGAUGAAGUGGAGCGGAACUGGCAGAAACGACUCGACCAGUGGCGGCAGGAGAGACUCGCCAGGAAGAAACUCUUACAGGACGUCAUGGCCGGCCGUGCUCGGCAGAUUCAAGAAAGACUGGUUGAAAAUGAACGCCGCCAAAUCGAAGCUCAGCAAGAGAAGGAGGAAUUACAGCGGCUCAUUGCAGAAAACAAGCGGCUCGAGGAAGAGAAACUGGCCAAGGAGCACACAAAGAACUUGCAAUACCAGAGCGACCUGGAGAGUCAGAUCGAGUACAACAAUCGGCUCAAGAUGGAGUCACGCAGUGAGGAGGACAGGGAACUGGCUGCAUGCACCCAGGCGGAACGCGAGUACCAGGAGAAACUGAAGUAUGCGCUCGACCACCCGUAUGUGGGCAAGAUGCACCCGAUGAGACGGCAGCUCAUGUUGAACGAGCAGCAGCAGCAGUGAUGCUGGUUGUGGUGGACUUAAAGAGACUGACCCUAGUUUUCUCACACUGUUAAAGAUAUUUCCAACUAAUGGAGCCUUUUUCUUCUUUUUUUAACUCUUUGUUCAUUUGCUGCAAUUAGAAACCAGCCCUAGACCAUGCUACUUGUAAAAUUAUUACAAUAUUUUGGGACAGUUUGAGUGAUUUUUAAUUAUAGAGAUAACUUGUUUAAAUUUGGAUUGAAAUAAAAGGUUUCUACUGUACAGCCAAUCCUGCCAGCAGUGGCUCAUAAAGACAUAAUAUCAGGCAGUUUUUCUUACAAGCAGCAUGCAGAGAUUUGAGGACUAAAAUAGUAUACAUGUAAUAACAGGUUUUAUUUCUUGUUUAGAAUACUCAUAUAUUCUGUGUAUUACUUGUCCUAAUGUUAAUAAUAACAAAAACUGGAUUUUUUUUUUUUUUUACCUCACAAUAAAUUCUUACAUACAAAAAAAAAAAUAUAUUGGGAAAUUAAACAAAGUUUGAGCUAUUACAAACUUUUGGAUGCUCAGAGACACAUUGAAUACAGACAAUGAUAUUCCAAAACAAGAACAUGACUUUAAUAGGUAGUUUAUAGUCAGUAAAAAGGCUCCAUCGGAGGGAAGCAUCUUAACAUGGCUGCAAACUCAGGACACAGUCUCUGUAACAGCUGUGUGUUUAUUGUGGACAUGACAUUGUGGCCAGUCGUCGUGGGUCAGAACUGAUUUUUGUAACAAUUUAUGUUGAGUAUAUAUUACAGACUGUUUAUUAUUGAUGUCACCACUGUUUUUGUCCUGUAUAACUGUGAUAAAUUUCUUGUUCAACCGGACAGGAACAGCAGAAAUGGAAAGUCUGCAGACAAAGACUACAUUAGUUUUGUCAAAUUCACAUUGACUUGAUGAUGUUUGUUUUUCCCCAGGCUCUUUAGUGGUAAAUGGGAUGGGAGUUGUUGAAAUUAUGUUAACAAUCACAAAUUUUAAGACAUUAAUAUUUUGUCAGUACAUGUAUCUUACAUACAUGUAUAUAUACUUUCAUUUUUCAUAAAGUUAAAAAUUUAACUUCUCAAAAUACUGAGGAGGGUUAAAUCAUUCCUCGAGCUAAUCAUUUGCGGGGAAAUGCAGUGUGUUUGAACAAGGGGAACAGCGUUUCACACCUCUCAAAAUGAAAUGACAUUCUCACUCCUCCAAAACAAAAGUCUUUCUUUCAGAAGAAUUUUGAGACAUGUAAUGUGCUGACCUAUAAUUCCCUUCACUAAGAAAUGGUUUGUUUUUCUUCAUGACAUGACCUACAGUUCAUACGUAGAAAAUGGUAAACAGUUUUUUAAAAUGGAAAAAACUAAUUUUGGAAAUGAUAUUUUGAAGAUUAAAUACUUUGUAAACGACAAAAAAAAUAAAAAAUGAUUAGCCUUUGCACUUUUCACGUAUCAUUUCUCCUCGGGGUUAACCACUGUGUUAUAAAUAAAAUACUGUUGACUUAAGAGAGGUAGCUGGUUGUUUGAUACUGGGCUGUUCUUGACAUAUUUUUAGUUUAUUCAAUUUAAUGAUGUUUUUGUGUUUCAAUUCCUGUAUUCCCUGUUGUUUAGUAGUUAAGGAUUUGUUAUUGAUAUCUGUAAAAUGUGUUCAUCAGUUAUAUUACAGUGAUGCAUCGUCAUCAGUUUGUCAUGACAAACAAGGAUUUCCAGGUAUCUAACAGUCUUUCAUGGGUCAUUGUUAAAUCACUAUUUUUGCUUCCACUUAAAAAAACUUCAUUAAUAAUGGAAAUGUUAUCACACUCACACUUGUGUGUUAUUUAUGAAACUCAUUUAACAGUUAUGUUGUUUCAGAAUGAGGUUCACAAGCUUCAUACAGUAUUCACAUCUGCCAAAAUAAUAAUAGCAUUGUAUCUUAACUAUUCUGAAUAUGUCAAUCAUUAUCUCUUUUACUCAUUAUUGCUGUAAAACAUUUUUUAAAUUAAAUUUUAUGGUGAAAGUAUUAUUUUAGACAUUGGCUGAAUUUAUGUAGUUACACACUUGUAAAAUCACAGCAGGCAUUGUAAAUUUUUCUCUAUGUAUUGUGUCAAAAUUUUAACCAAAAUUAGGAGUUGUUUUCUGGGGUUUUAAUUUACUUUAUGAUAGACAGGAAGUUUUAUGCAGGGAUUCAUUUGUUUUUAGUUUACAGUUGAAAGAUUAAAAUGAUUUCAAGCAUUUGAAAUUGUGUUACUUUGUACAAUGUAUUACAUGUAUUUAUUAAAUUAACUGUUCCAAUCAGGUGAACUUUAUAUACAAGGAGGAUCUUUUAUUAUUGGUUUCUACCUUCUGCAGGUUUUUUUUAACAAUUCAAAUUUUACACUUGUCUAAAGCAUUCCAUCCAGUAAAAUGUAUGUUUUUUAGUUUUUUUAAUAAAUAUCUAUAUUCAAAGUUUAGAUGUGUGUUUAUUAUUGUGAUGUCAGUGAAUUAUUUCACUAAAAAAAUCCAACACAUUGUACCAUAUUCUAUUAUUAAAAUAUUGAAUACUGA
Molecule: messenger RNA, 4205 nt
Organism: Gigantopelta aegis
Lineage: Eukaryota; Metazoa; Mollusca; Gastropoda; Neomphalida; Peltospiridae
Product: cilia- and flagella-associated protein 53-like
Exons: 7
Coding region: 178-1719 (513 amino acids)
Source: RefSeq, a predicted model, not a curated record